AUGUCUAAAAAAAAAGCUUACCAAUUUACCGGCUAUAUUGAAGUUCUUGAUGAAAAAGCCAAUGAGUGGCGAAAUUAUACAAUUUGUCGUACUUGCCGUGAUGCUAUUGGUAGGCUGACUGCCUUGCUUCAAAAGUUUCCAAAUAAAAGUGAACGAGUAAAAAAUCACUUAAAAAAGUGUAAGUACUUUAUUGAUGCACAAGGUGGUAGGGAAGUCGCAUUAAAAAUAUUGGGCAUCGGAUUAGAAGAAAUGGAAAAGCAGGAUUCAAGAUCUUAUACGG
Molecule: messenger RNA, 280 nt
Organism: Dentiscutata erythropus
Lineage: Eukaryota; Fungi; Glomeromycota; Glomeromycetes; Diversisporales; Gigasporaceae
Source: the annotation of a GenBank genome assembly